This is a messenger RNA of Carica papaya (papaya), 1572 nucleotides long. RefSeq names its product Plant heme oxygenase (decyclizing) family protein (gene TED4). Gene Ontology annotation, molecular function: heme oxygenase (decyclizing) activity. NCBI's taxonomy places the organism in Eukaryota, Viridiplantae, Streptophyta, Magnoliopsida, Brassicales, Caricaceae. The record is from RefSeq and is a predicted model, not a curated record. Gene Ontology annotation, biological process: heme oxidation; phytochromobilin biosynthetic process.
GGCACAGACACAACAAACGAACACCGCAUAAACAGAACUAAUGCACGAAAACGACGCCGUCCUUAACUUCAAAAGGCAAAACACCACCCUGGCCAUAAUUUUGCAUCCUAGAAGAUUCUGAUUCUCAAAUCUCAAUGCCUAAAACCUUAAAAUAAUUGGAAGGCCAUUUCUCUGACUGCUAAUUUACCCGGAUAACUACGAGAAAGAGAGGGGAGGAGAGAAGACCCAUACUUCAACUCCAUCACUGACCGCUAUUAUUUAUAAUCGUGUUUCCUUUUCUAGUGCUAUUUAUAUUGUAUUUUAUUGCUUUGGUUAAUUCAAUAAUUGGGUUGAAUUGUGUCUGUGUUUAUCGCUUUAGCUUCAAGAGUACUUGAACCGACAAUUCAGCCAAACUCCAUUGAUAAUUGGUAGAAUUUAUCGAGGGUUCGAAAUCUCCGUUGGCUCUUUUUUCUUUUCUUAUCUUUGAUACUCCACCAGUUACGUAUACUCAUUAUCCUCGGGAGCUAACCUCUAUUUGCUUUCGUGUUAUCAAUGGCUUCUUUAACCCCAAUUUCUCAAUCUCAAUCCAUUUUUAACAAAACCCAUCUCCCAAACCCGGUUGUGGUGCCCGCAAACCCCGGUUUUAGUUCGAGUUUCUUGGCCAAAAAGCCACCGUCUGCCCUUUGGCUUCAGGCGCCCCGAACGAGUACAGUCAUGCCGUUGAAGAGCGCCAUCGUGUCGGCGACCACUGCGGAGAAGCCCAAGAAGCGGUACCCUGGUGAGGCCAAGGGAUUUGUGGAGGAGAUGAGGUUUGUCGCUAUGAGACUGCACACCAAGGAGCAGGCCAAAGAGGGGGAGAAGGAAGUGAAGGAGCCGGAGGAGCAGAAAGUCACCAAAUGGGAGCCUUCUGUUGGUGGAUACCUGAGGUUCCUUGUGGAUAGCAAACUGGUGUAUGAUACUCUUGAAGGGAUAAUUGAAAAGGCUGCAUUUCCUAGCUAUGCUGAGUUCAGAAAUACAGGGUUGGAAAGGUCUGGGAAAUUGGCAAAGGAUUUGGAGGGGUUCAAAGAGCAGGGCUACUCCAUUCCAGAACCCUCUUCUCCUGGUAUUACCUAUGCAGAAUAUCUUAAGGAGUUAUCUGAGAAGGAUCCUCAAUCCUUUAUAUGCCACUUCUAUAAUAUAUAUUUUGCUCAUAGUGCUGGUGGUCGAAUGAUUGGGAAAAAGGUUUCUGAGAUGAUACUUAAUAACAAGGAGUUGGAGUUCUAUAAAUGGGAUGGAGACCUUUCCAAGCUGUUGAAUAAUGUCCGAGAGAAGCUGAACAAGGUUGCUGAGGUAGCUAUCUUCUGUCUGCCUGAAAAAUGCUCUGGCUGGACUAGGGAAGAAAAGAAUCGUUGUUUGGAAGAAACCGAGAAAUCAUUCAAGCAUUCAGGGGAGAUACUCCGACUAAUAUUGUCAUGAUGCUCGCUCAUCACAGCUCCUUGUCUUGUGAUAUUGUGUAAGUAGUGGCGCAAGCCUCUACAUCCCUGGCUGUUGUAAAUUUUUAAUAUUUCACCAAUUCAAGCUACAAAAUCAAGAAACUGCUACUUAUGUUGUGCA